This is a messenger RNA of Funneliformis caledonium, 891 nucleotides long. The record is from the annotation of a GenBank genome assembly. NCBI's taxonomy places the organism in Eukaryota, Fungi, Glomeromycota, Glomeromycetes, Glomerales, Glomeraceae.
AUGUUACCUACCACGAACCCUAUAACGAUCUCGCAGAAUACCGCUGUAAUUGUUCAUCCUUUGGUACUAUUAUCUGUGGUAGAUCAUUAUAAUCGUGUAGCUGAAAGUACUAAAAAGCGUGUUGUUGGAGUUCUUUUAGGACAAAACAAUGGCAAAACCGUUAAUGUGGCAAACAGUUUUGCUGUGCCCUUUGAGGAAGAUGAAAAAGAUCCAUCUGUAUGGUUUUUGGAUCAUAAUUAUGUUGAAGCCAUGAAUGACAUGUUUAAGAAAGUCAAUGCCAGGGAGAAGAUGAUUGGAUGGUACCAUAGUGGUCCUAAACUUCGUGCAUCAGAUCUUGAAAUUAAUGAAUUAUUCAAAAGAUAUACAUCCAAUCCAGUUCUAGUUAUCGUAGAUGUAAAACCAAAAGAUAUAGGCAUACCAACGGAUGCUUACUUUGCCAUCGAAGAAAUCAAAGACGAUGGAACGGCGACCACUAAAACGUUUAUGCAUGUUCCCUCACAAAUUGAAGCGGAAGAAGCCGAAGAGAUAGGAGUAGAACACCUUUUACGUGACAUCAAAGAUAAUGCAGUUGGCACCUUAUCGACCCGAGUUACAGAUCAAUUAAAUUCUUUAAAGGGUUUACAGUCACGCCUCGAGGAAAUUCGUGAAUAUUUACAAAAAGUUGUUAAUCAUCAAUUACCAAUUAAUCAUCAAAUAAUCUAUAACCUUCAAGAUAUUUUUAAUUUACUGCCAAAUCUUAAUGUUAGCGAUACUGUUAAAUCAUUUUCUGUAAAGACAAAUGAUCAAUUAUUGGUGAUUUAUUUGUCUUCUUUAAUUCGUGCUGUUAUUGCGCUUCACAAUUUAAUUAAUAACAAAAUUGAAAAUCUCAAAGGUGAAAGUUUAAAUUCAUAG